Phaeodactylum tricornutum CCAP 1055/1 is the source of this 1970-nucleotide messenger RNA. RefSeq lists its product with no specific name. The transcript has 3 exons. NCBI's taxonomy places the organism in Eukaryota, Bacillariophyta, Bacillariophyceae, Surirellales, Neidiaceae. Gene Ontology annotation, cellular component: cytoplasm; nucleus. The record is from RefSeq and is a predicted model, not a curated record. Gene Ontology annotation, biological process: NLS-bearing protein import into nucleus. The coding region runs from base 102 to 1835 and encodes 577 amino acids. Gene Ontology annotation, molecular function: nuclear import signal receptor activity; protein binding.
CGUUGCUCUGUUCCGUAUCACCAUCCUUUUAUUCUUGUUCCGCCUUUUACCCGUCGACCUUGAUCAGAAAUUUCCCUUGUUGUUCUUUUAGAGAUACAAUCAUGACCCUAGUCGCCGCAGUUCCUCGUCGUGAUGCGUCAUUUAAGAAGACCGUGUCAGCUGAAGACGGUCGUCGAUCUCGGGAAGAGACAACUUUGCAUAUUCGAAAAAACAGAAUGGCCGAGCGCAUGGCCAAACGUCGCACAGCACCGAUGUCAAACCAAAGCACAGCCAUUGACAGCAAUAUCGAUAGUGCAGCCCAUCAACCCGUGCCAACCACUGCAAAAGAAAUUGACAUUGCUGUAGCUGGCUCUGUGCAAACUUUCCGCGCAUGGGAGGCAAAUCCUGCGUCGGUGAACGACGAUUCUCUAGCAGACGCCACCAAAGCAAUUCGACGACUAUUGUCAAAGGAACGAAACCCACCUGUUGUCCAGGUAAUUCGAUCGGGAAUUAUCUCUUUUUUGGUACGAUUCUUGCAGGAGGACAAAACUGACGCUCCACGUUUGCAGUUUGAAUCGGCAUGGGCACUCACGAACAUUGCUUCAACAAGUCGGACAUCGGAUGUGGCCCAUAGUGGUGCCAUCCCACAUUUGGUCCGUAUUAUCAAUCAUGCAGACUCAGCGGAGCUUCGUGAGCAAGCUGCUUGGUGCAUUGGAAAUGUGGCUGGAGACUCCAUUGAGAACCGAGAUGGUCUCCUUGCCACGCCGAUGUUGACCAACGGUAUGUUGAAAAAUAUAUCUCGUCCAGCGAACCUCUCGCUACUGCAGAACUUUACCUGGGCAAUUUCCAAUUUAUGUCGAUUUAAACCAUCUCCCGAUUUUGGUGCUGUUGCUCCUUUUAUAAGUGCAUUGGUAAACAUUCUCAAUGAAGUUGAGAAUGGUGUCGGUGCCGAAAGCGCCGUAGACCUACAGACGGACACACUCUGGGCGCUAUCGUACUUAUCGGACGGCGACGACGCUCGAAUCAACGCGGUUCUUGAAGCAGGUGUGCUCAAGCUUUUGAUGAAUAUUUUUGACAAUGAUAGUGUUCCUUCCAAUACCCUCUUGCCGGCCGUUAGAGUGAUUGGGAAUUGUGUGUCAGGAAGUCAUGCUCAAACUGACGCGGUGAUCCGUGCAGGUUUCACCGAGCGGGUAGGAAAACUACUCCAUCAUCCAUCGAAAACUGUUCAAAAAGAUGCUUGCUGGGCGGCGUCAAACAUCGCUGCCGGAACCGAAGUGCAGCUUAAUGCACUUCUUGCUGCAGAGCCUUUGAAUGGAAUUCCAAAGCGAAUUAUUGAGAUGGCAAUUUAUGGGAACUUUGACAUUCGGCGCGAAGCUGUGUACACGAUUUCAAACAUUUUGACAACAGGGCAGUUUCAUGAGACAAAAAUCAUGGUGCAGGAGGAAGCUUUGAAAGCUUUGUCGAGCAGUCUUGAGCUGAAGCAAGAUUCUCGUAUGUUGAUUGCAGCUAUGGAAGCCUUGGAAACAAUUUUCGAGUACGACGCAAAGUUCAAUCAAAAUUACUGUGUCCUUUUCGAUGAAGAAAAAGGUAUUGACAAGCUGGAAGAGUUGCAGCAGCAUUCUAUAGACGAGGUCUAUGAAAAGGCCAGUGCCAUCAUAACACUCUACUUUGGAGUAGAAGACGAAGAUGAUUUGGAUGAGAAUAUGGUGCCGAAUGAGAAUGGUGACGGAGAGCUCGCCUUCGGCUUUCCAAAGCAGCUAUUUCCGGAAAACCAACAAUCCGGUGCCCCGACGUUCGACUUUUCAGAUGUCGAUACACAAGGGUCGCCCGCAAUCCUGGGACAAAUUCAGCGUUGAAUAUCUAGUUCAUACGAAAAUCGAAUUCUGUCGGCGUCGUCUGUCUACGGAAACUUGAUCACAACCGUGUGUAAAAAAAGACGAUUAGAAUCCCUCUACUUUCACUAACAUAAAACUAAAUCUCCUUAAAGAGCU